AAUGAUGAAGUAGAAGAGUUAGUUACAUGUUGUACGCUGAGCAAUUCCGUGUUUAUUUCGCUGGGGUUUCAGUUUCAGUGGAGUAGAAGUAGUUAACGAGCGUACGUUAGCUAACGUUAGCCGUUUAGCUAAGCAAAAUCGAAAUAAGUUUGACUUGUGGCAUGUCAUUCAAUCACAUUUCUACCCGUAGGUAAAGGUAGCGAACUUAGCCUGCUAGGAGUACAACAUGUAAAAUAUAUUUCUCUUAAUUUUUAUAGCUAGCUGGCUACAAAAAAAAUGGCUGACUCGGCUUCUAGCUAGCAGGUAGUUAACGUCCUCUAGUGAGUGCACUCUACCGUAAACAAAACCAUUUAUUGUCCGCGUUAUCGUUACUAACUAAUGAAUGUCGAACCGAAAAGCGGUUUUAUCAAACAAUAAACCUCAAACGUUAACUGACUGGCUGUUCAUUCAAACAGCUCCUAUCGUUGCGAUGAGCUAAAGUUAGCUAAUAAAUAGCUUGUGUCGACAGGCAGAACGAGUUAGCAUGUUGCGUGCUAACUUUAGGACGAACAACAUGCUAGCCAUCUGUCAAGCUCGCCAAGCAACCAUCUUGACUGAAAUUGCUUUAGAAAGUAAUUGAACGAAUGACUUGUGUCUUUGUAAAGAUGCAGGUAACUAGCUAAUUGAAAACCUUUUUGAUCUUGGACUCUGAAACGUUUGUGUUAACUUGCUAGUUUAUGUUUUGCUUCGCUGACGUUUAGUUUUAGCUAGUUUCCUGUUUUGGAGGUUCAUUUCGACCUCAUCUGGCUGCAGUAACUGGGAGUUGCGGAUCAAGAACAACGAGUGAGAAAGGGAAGCAAUUGCUGAACAUCCCAAAGAAACCUUCUAGAAGACUUCAUCUCCCACACAUAAGGAGCUGAUAUCAUGGCAAUGGAUGCGGCUGUGAUCGGUGCCAACGGAGAGAUGAAGGUUUUCUACAACCAGAACCUCAGUCCCAGCAAAGGUGUCCUAUCCCUGGUGACAGUCCACCCACAGUCUCUCUCUGUGGGGAAACAACUGCUUCCCAAAACCCUGGGGCCCUCCAACGUCAACAUCGCCCCACACAUGGUGAUGGGUACCCCUCAGAGGCCCAGUGGGUCAGGGGGGUUAGUGAUGGGCAGCCCUCACACACCCAGUACCCAGUACAGACCACAGAGUCAGCCUCCUGAUGCCUCUCCCUGGUCCACCGGGAAGCGUGGUACUGGUAAGAAGGGGGAUAAGAACGGGAAGGGUCUUAGGCAUUUCUCCAUGAAGGUGUGUGAGAAGGUGCAGAAGAAGGGAGUAACUACCUACAAUGAGGUGGCUGAUGAGCUCGUGGCAGAGUUCAGUGCCAACGACACCCUCCUCUCGCCCGGCGACUCGCAUUCCUACGACCAGAAGAACAUCCGACGGCGUGUGUACGAUGCGCUCAACGUGCUCAUGGCCAUGAACAUCAUCUCUAAAGAGAAGAAAGAGAUCCGGUGGAUCGGCCUGCCCACCAACUCAGCCCAGGAGUGUCAGAGCCUGGAGGUGGAGAGACAGAAACGACUAGAGAGGAUCAACCAGAAACAGUCUCAGCUUCAGGAGCUCAUUCUACAGCAAAUAGCGUUCAAGCGCCUGGUGCAGCGGAAUCGUGCAGCGGAGCAGCAAGCGGGCAGGGCUCCACCCCCAAACUCUGUCAUCAACCUGCCCUUCAUCAUCAUCAACACCUCCAAGAGGACAGUCAUCGACUGCAGCAUCUCCAACGACAAGUUUGAGUACCUGUUCAACUUUGACAACAUGUUUGAGAUCCAUGAUGACAUUGAGGUGUUGAAGAGAAUGGGGCUGGCCUGUGGUCUGGAGGUGGGCCAGUGUUCACCAGAGGACCUGAAGGAAGCCCGCACCCUGGUGCCCAGAGCCCUGGAACCCUAUGUUACAGGUCAGUAUGGCUGGUUCCCACAGGGCACCCUGGUGCCCAGAGCCCUGGAACCCUAUGUUACAGAAAUGGCCACGGGUCCAAUAAGCAACGUCUACAUCACAGGAACCUCAUCUACAAACGGAGGAGGAUGCCGUCACACAAGUAGCGCCGAUGGCACGGUGGCGUCCAUUUCCAACGACUCACGAGGCCACACCCCCGUGUCCUACAUGGCAGACGAGGAAGAGGAUGACGAAGACUACGACGACAAUGAUUAAAUCAGUAGUUUCUCACUCGGCCAAUUCUUAACAGCCCAGUCUGAUGACUAACCCGCUGUGUUCCAAAUGGCUUCCUAUUCCCAAUAUACUGAACUACUUUUGACCACGGCCAUAUUGGCACAGAGGUAGUGCACUGUAGGGAAUAGUGCCAUUUGGAAUGCAUGCAGCCCAUGUCCCAUGAACAAGUCUCUCUCCCUUCCUCCAGCUCCAUCUCAGGCCUUCCCUCCACCCCACCAAGCUAUCUACGAGGAGGCUUCUCCUUCCUCAACUGCCUUCAGAAUGCACAGAGCUCACCAACGCAAAGGCCUUCUGGGAAACGUAGUCUUUGCUGACACUAUGACUGUAUAAUGCCUUUUGUGGGAAUUUAAUUUAUUUUUUUCUCUCCUUCUGAAGCUGUGAUUGCUAUAAGUAUAAUCUCCACAAAGUGCUCCUCUUCAGCCCGCCUCCCCGUUACAGGAAAUGGGAUCUUUCUCAUGCCAAGCUAGUUUUUUGUUGUUUCCUGAGUGAACUGAUACACGGCCACAGAAAGAUUCCCUCCAGAAACCUGAGAUCUGCCUUGUGUGGCUGUAUUACAGUAUUUAACACCAUGAACAGUACUGGUGUCAUUGACAUGACAGUGAAAUGACUUCCUAUACAGCUCCCAGGGGAGAGAGGGGGAGAGAGAGUGUAGCUCCCAGGGGAGAGGGGAGUGUGUGUAGCUCCCAGGGGAGAGGGAGUGUGUGUGUGUGUGUGUGUUUUGUACUUUACUUAGUUGUAGUUAUAUUUUCUUAUUUUGUGUGACUUUCUUCUGGCAGCUAUUUUAAAGAUGGGUCAGAAUGUGUGUUUUUGGACGGUCACUUGGCCCUGCGUGUCCCUGUGAAUACAGACAGUAGAGGCCAAAUGUCCCUGUGUGUGUACCUACAGACAGCAGAGGCCAAAUGUCCCUGUGUGUGACGGUAGAGGAGACAAGGCCACCCUAUCCCCUCUCAAAGCAAGGUGACCAUGUUCAUAAUCUCAGAAUUGGAGUCAAGAGAACGUUGUUGUAAAUUGGAAGCGGAUCUCUGCCUGGCUGGCAGGCAGCCCGUUGAGAUAGAAACGUACCAAAAUGAUUCUAAACAUCUCAAUACUCUACUUAAUGAACGACACCCAGAGUGAAGUAGCUUGUGUAUUAUCAAUGAAGUGAACUUUGGGGAGGGUGGGGCCAUUCAUAGGGUUGUAAACAAGCUCAAGACUUCAGGAUUGUGGCAAAAGCCAAAAUAGGGGAGUCCACUACAAUCACCCCCCAAAUGAACUUUUGUAAAGCUGAAAACAUGUUGACUCUGCAAUACCUUUUCUUUCUGUCAUCUAAUGAGUUUAUUAUAGAGAAUAAAUAUAGAGGGUGUUUGAA
Oncorhynchus tshawytscha (Chinook salmon) is the source of this 3535-nucleotide messenger RNA. RefSeq names its product transcription factor Dp-1-like. The record is from RefSeq and is a predicted model, not a curated record. The coding region runs from base 904 to 2169 and encodes 421 amino acids. NCBI's taxonomy places the organism in Eukaryota, Metazoa, Chordata, Actinopteri, Salmoniformes, Salmonidae. The transcript has 12 exons. Gene Ontology annotation, cellular component: transcription regulator complex; nucleus. Gene Ontology annotation, biological process: regulation of cell cycle; regulation of transcription by RNA polymerase II. Gene Ontology annotation, molecular function: RNA polymerase II transcription regulatory region sequence-specific DNA binding; DNA-binding transcription factor activity, RNA polymerase II-specific.